AUGGUAGCGACAUUGGUAGUGGUGGUGGUGGUGAUAGAGGUGGUAUUAGUGGUGGUGGUAGUUGUAUCAAUGUCGAUGUGUUGGUGUGAUGGUGGUGGCUUUGACAAUGGUGGUGGUUGUGGUGACAAUAGUGGUAAUUAUGAUGACAUUGAUGGUGGUUGUGGUGGCGAUGUCAGAGGUGGUAUUAUUGGUAGUGGUGGUGGUGGUAGUAACAGUGACAUUGAUGGCGGUGAUGGUGAUAGCAGUGUCGGUGACGACGAUGACUUGACGUUGGUGUUGGUGGUGACACCAAGUGGUGACAGUGGUUGUGACAACAUUGGUAAUAGUUGUGGUGACGAUGAUAAUGAUAAUGAAAGUGACACUAAUGGUAAUGGUAGCAAUGUUGGUAGUAAUGGUGAUGUUAGUGACAAUAAUAAUGGUAGUAGCAUUGUUUGUGGUCGUGGUGGUAGCAACCAAUUAUAG
Molecule: messenger RNA, 462 nt
Organism: Glycine soja
Lineage: Eukaryota; Viridiplantae; Streptophyta; Magnoliopsida; Fabales; Fabaceae
Product: N66 matrix protein-like
Exons: 2
Coding region: 1-462 (153 amino acids)
Source: RefSeq, a predicted model, not a curated record